AUGCCCAGGAGGAGGUGGGGACAGGGGGCCCAGCAUGAGCAAAGGAACAGAGGAAACAUUUCUCUCAAAUGCAUGCAAGACACCGAUGAAUUCCUUUCCGAUUUGAAUUCAGUGGAGCCCAAAGAAUACGCUCUAAGAAUGUACGACUCCGUCGGGAAGCUGGGGAGCAACGUUCUUAACGGAAACGUGGACAGGCUGGGAUCGUACAGUGAGUGCCUCUCCACGCACGCUCCCUCGGGGGGCUUCCGAGGGCAGUAUUGCAAGCUGCAUGUCCUGCAGGAUGGAGCCGAAUACAGCGUGGGUGUGUGUGUCCCUGAUUCUUGUGCCGAAAAGGAUGUGACUGUGAUGUCUCAGUUGGAUAUUUUAAGAUUCAGAAAUACUUCAUUUUUGGCCCCUUCUCUUUCUCUCUUUACAAUAAAUUCUUCCUCCUCAUCUGGCGUGGUUGUGGCUAGAUGCGCUACUGGAAUGUUCCCCUUCGACACCUUUGUUGCCGUGUGUCUGUGCCUCACCUUGCUGGGCGUCGUCCUGCCCCUGGCCGGGACUGUCUACGUGGCAUUCAGGGGGAGGGGGUCUGACGACAGGGCGCCACCCACCCCUCCGGCCCCUGACAGGAGUCUGCCUUUGAGAGAGACACAGAGGACUGAACCGAGAAGCAGAGCGGGUUGCCCGGCCCAUCUCUCACUAUCAGGAACCCCAAGCAGAGGAAAAAGAUUUUUAGGAGCCGUGGAGCAUGCUCUGACAUGCUUUUCUUGGCAGAAGAAUGUGCCGGCCGUCUGGACAACAGAGACUCCAGGGAGCCCGUGCUCUGUGCUGAACGGCAUCCGGGUUCUGAGUCUCCUCUGGAUCAUGUCGGGGCACACCAGUCAGAUGACUGCAUGGCUGUCUUUGGAUAACGUGCUCGAGUGGAAAACCAGAGUGCCUAAAAACCCACUGUACCUUUGUUCUCGGAGCGGCCCGUUCUAUCUUGGGGUUGACACAUUCUUCCUGGUCAGUGGCUGGUUAAGUGCAAGGUCGUUUUUAAAGAUACAUCAGAAUUCAGACAAAGGAACAACCCUCAGAGUCAUACUCAGAUACGUCCUCAGCCGCCUUACAAGGUUGCAGCCUCUCCACCUGUAUUCCGUGUGCCUGUUGGUUGGCUUGUUCUCUCUUGUUCCCUGGGGACCUGUCUGGGACGUGCCCAAGUUCCACCUGGAUAACUGCCGGCAGGCGUGGUGGACAAAUCUGCUGUUGCUCAAUAAUUUCCUGUCGGUCCGAAACGCGUGUAAUGGCUGGACGUGGUACCUCGCCAACGACUUUCAGUUCCAUCUCACCACGCCGGCGAUCGUCCUCAUCCACGGAAAAAGUAAACAUGUCCUUGUCCUCCUCGGGGCCAUGCUGUUCUUGGCGUCUUUCACCGCCACAGCUCUGCUCACACUGGCUCAUAGCCUUCCGGUCGCAGCUCCGUCGGAAGCAAGUGAAAAUGUGACUGUGUUGUAUUUCUCGGAGUAUUACACUAAGCCCUACUGCAGAUACGGGCCAUUCCUCGUGGGCCUCUUUCUGAGCAUUUUCAUGCACCAAAACCACCAGGCAAACAUUCUUAAAACCAAGGUGCAGGCCACGCUGGGGUGGAUUUGCUGCCUGUCUACCCUGUUCAUAGUGGUCGCCCUGGCGUACGUGGUGGAUGACGCCCCUGCCACCUCCUCGCCGGCCGCUGUUCUGUACCAGGCCCUCCACCGGACCCUGUGGGCGGCGGCCGUGGGCUGGGUCAUGCUGGCAUGUCGGGAAGGCUACGGAGGUCUGGUGGACCGGCUGCUUUCUUGCCGGCUCUGGACUCUCCUGGCCAGCAUCAGUUACGCUUGCUACUUGGUGCACCCUAUCCUCAUCAUGCUCUACAACGGGCUUCAAGAAACGCUGAUUCACUUCACUGACACCAACAUGUUCUAUCUUUUCUCUGGACACUGUUUGCUGACCUUCGUCACUGGGCUGGCCCUGACGCUGUGCAUUGAGAAACCAUGUCAGGAAUUGAAGCAGCACCUGCUGGGACCAAUGCCUGCAGGGCCAUGAAUGUUCUGGUACAACCCGGAAGAAUGGAUGGGUUCAUUCUGUGGGUGAUGAGCGAAAGCAGGCGUGGCCUCGUUUAUGUAAUGGAUGUUGUCCCCCCGGCAAGGGGUGUGAAUCUGAUUUUGUGAAUGUUUAAGAUGUACAACUUCUCUGUGCUUAAUACGUGAAAGAGUUCUGAGUGUUUACUAUAUAAAAGGGUUCUGUGAUAGCCUACCUAGUAGCACAAUAAUCACCCUCUGAUAUACCUUUUCAGAAAAAAACAAAAAACAAAAACAAAAAAACAACCUGGAUUUUUGGGGUCUUGUCCUCCAUGUAUUUUCUAUACCGAUGAUCAUAGGAAAACCGUAAUCUAGCAAAUUUAAUGCAAUCUCGGUUAUAAUGUUCACUUUUCUUGGUAAAAUCACAGUAUGUAGUUUUUCACAUCGUGAUUGUCUUUGUGUUAUCAUGAUACCCUUGUAGACUUGUAACUUUACCCUGGUGCCUCAGGAUUGUAUGACCCACUGGCGUGCACAAUUCAUGAGUGCAUAGUGACAGGCCUUCCAAACAUUAUCUAUUUUACAGUGUGGUCCCUGUUAGGGGUUGAAUGUGUCUGCUGAAAACGAUACAAAGUCCAAAUCCUCUAGUACCUUAGAAUGUACCCUGUUUGGGGGUUGGGGUUUUAUAGAGGUAAUCAAGUUAAAGUGAGUUCAUGGGGGCAGGUGGCCCUAAUCCAAUAUGACUGGUGUCCUUAUGAAAAGGGGACAUCUGGACAUGGAGACAGAUCUGCACAGAUGGAAGAAGGGGUGAAAAUGUAUAGGAAUAAGGCAUCCACCCACAAGCCAAGAAACCCCAAGGAUUGCCAGCAGACCCAGAAGCCAGAGGAGGCAAGGAAGGACUCUCCCCUGGAGCCCUCAGAGAGAGCACAGUCCUGCCGACAUCUUGAGUUAGGACUUCAGCCUUCUAGAACCGUGAGACGAUACACAUCUGUUGUGGUAAAUCAGCCAGUGUGUGGUGCUUUGUUACAGCAACCCUAGCAAAGGAAUACAGUCCCUCAACAAAACUCCCAGUGGAGAAGCGGGAGACCCGAGUGAAUGGCUUCCAUCCCAACCCCUCCGUUUG
This is a messenger RNA of Leptonychotes weddellii (Weddell seal), 3138 nucleotides long. The record is from RefSeq and is a predicted model, not a curated record. NCBI's taxonomy places the organism in Eukaryota, Metazoa, Chordata, Mammalia, Carnivora, Phocidae.